GAGGGGCGCGGCGGGCCCGGCCCGGCCCGGCCCAGCCCAGCCCAGCCCGGCGGCGGCGCAGCGCGGCGCGGCGCGGCGCAGGCGAUGGGGAGCUGGGGUGCUGCGCUCUGCUCGUAGAGGCAGUCUGGAGCCGCCGCCGCCGCGAGGCCGUGCCGCGCUGGCAGCAGGUUUGAUAGAUUCUCAGCUCCACAAUCUGGAAAAUGCAUAUCUUAAGUCUGCAUUGAAGUAAAGACAGUCAUUCAGGAGAAAGUGGGAGAUUGCAUAAAUCUUUGUAGACAACUUGGCUGAAAGCAGUUAAAAUAAAAUUAACUGCUGCCUUCUGGCUGCAGAGUGCUAGUCUGACGUUCCUGUGUGAUACUCUGCAGACUAAAUCAUGCCAGCGUUAUCAACUGGAUCUGGAAGUGACACAGGUCUGUAUGAGCUGCUGGCUGCAUUGCCAGCCCAGCUGCAGCCACAUGUGGACAGCCAGGAAGACCUGACCUUCCUCUGGGAUAUGUUUGGUGAAAAAAGCCUUCAUUCACUGGUGAAGAUUCAUGAAAAACUACAUUAUUAUGAAAAACAGAACCCUGUGCCCGUACUCCACGGUGCAGCAGCCUUGGCAGAUGAUCUGGCUGAGGAGCUGCAGAGCAAGCCGCUGAACAGUGAGAUCAGAGAGCUGUUGAAGCUACUGGCAAAACCCAACCUCAAGGCUUUGCUCUCUGUGCAUGAUACUGUUGCUCAGAAGAACUACGAUCCUGUAUUGCCCCCCAUGCCUGACGAUAUUGAUGAGGAAGAAGAUUCAGUUAAAAUAAUCAGACUUGUCAAAAACAGGGAACCAUUGGGGGCUACUAUUAAAAGGGAUGAACAUAGUGGUGCAAUUGUGGUGGCCAGGAUAAUGCGUGGAGGAGCUGCAGACAGAAGUGGUCUUAUUCACGUUGGUGAUGAACUCAGGGAAGUUAAUGGGAUUCCUGUAGAUGACAAAAAACCUGAAGAAAUAAUACACAUUUUGGCUCAGUCUCAAGGAGCAAUUACAUUUAAAAUUAUACCUAGUGUGAAGGAAGAAACCCCAGCAAAGGAAGGCAAGAUGUUUAUCAGAGCCCUGUUUGACUAUGAUCCUAAUGAGGAUAAAGCAAUUCCUUGUAAAGAAGCUGGACUUGCUUUCAGAAAAGGAGAUAUCCUUCAGAUCAUGAGCCAGGAUGAUGCAACCUGGUGGCAGGCCAAACACGAAGGUGAUGCCAAUCCCAGAGCAGGCUUAAUCCCUUCAAAGCAUUUCCAGGAGAGGAGAUUUGCACUAAGAAGACCAGAAGUGCAGAUUCAGCCACUGAAAAUUUCCAACAGAAAAUCAUAUGCUGAAUGUGCUGGUCACAACAGUGGAUCCCAUCUAGCUGGUUUUAGGAGAAGCUUUCGUCUUAGCAGAAAAGAUAAAAAAACAAACAAAUCUAUGUAUGAGUGCAAGAAGAGUGAUCAAUAUGAUACAGCAGAUAUCCCAACAUAUGAAGAAGUUGCAAAAUACAGACGACAACCUAAUGAAAAAUACAGGCUUGUAGUUUUAGUUGGUCCUGUAGGGGUUGGACUGAAUGAGCUUAAACGGAAAUUGCUGAUCAGUGACACCCAGCAUUAUGGGGUAACAGUGCCACACACUACCCGAGCAAGAAGAGGCCAAGAAAGUGAUGGUGUUGAAUACAUUUUCAUUUCCAAGCACUUGUUUGAGACAGAUGUACAGAAUAACAAGUUUAUUGAGUAUGGCGAAUAUAAGAACAACUACUAUGGUACAAGUUUAGACUCCGUUCGAUCCGUUCUAGCUAAAAACAAAGUGUGCUUGUUGGAUGUGCAGCCUCAUACAGUGAAACACUUACGGACAUAUGAAUUUAAACCAUUUGUUAUAUUUAUAAAGCCUCCAUCACUUGACCGGUUGAGAGAGACCAGAAAAAAUGCAAAGAUUAUUUCAAGUAAAGAUGACAGGGGAACUGCAAAACCCUUUACAGAAGAAGAUUUUCAAGAAAUGAUUAAAUCUGCUCAGGUGAUGGAAAGCCAGUAUGGCCAUCUUUUUGAUAAGGUGAUAGUCAACGAUGACCUUGCUACAGCUUACAGUGAGCUCAAAACAACUUUUGACAGAUUGGAGACUGAGACCUUCUGGGUUCCCGUCAGCUGGCUACAUUCAUAACAUUUAAAUGCGCAAAACAUCUGGUGAUGUCCCAGAAUCCCAAUAUGGUGCAUUUUUAGGCAUUACUUAAUUGCCGUUUUCUUGGUAGGAGGGCUUUACAACUCUAACUGAAGAGCAGGUACAGUCUUCCUGUGCUUGAAACAUUGGUCUUAUUUUUUUGUGUCUUCAGUCCUUCUGUUCAGAAUUUUGCGACAGUACAGUCAGAUUUAGCCCAGGUCUUCCUACACUCAAGAAAGUGAGCUAAUACUAGUGUAACAAAACUGCCAAACGCCUCUUUGUCAUCAUAAGUCUAUCUCCAAGGUAAGUUUUUUUUUAAUGGAGAGUUAGCAGAAGAUAGUAAUUAAUACUGGAGAUCAGCACUUUGAUGGUUUUAAACAUAACUACUCUCAUAAAAAGCACAUCAGCACUUGCAAAUUAUCCCUUAAGUGCUUGAGAGAACUGAAACAGGCAGAAGUAACCAACAUUUUUAUGAGGAAAACAUCAUAUUUUAAUUAAAUUAAGUAUCAAGUCUUUUUACUUUUUUAGAUGUGGACCUUGUCUUACAUGUACAGAGUGAUUCUAGUAUUCCUUUGCACUUACAUAGUCAUGAAAAGCAAGAUGUAUUCAGUGGCUUAAUUGUGAAAUAGUCUGCUGUGAGCAUGCAUGGAUUGAAAAUAUUUUCACGCAUGCUUUGUGGCACAAUAAAGAAAACUAAUGGGAAUAUUUAUUUAAAUAGGGUAAAGUUACUAUGUAUAUAACUUCAAAAUCUUUUUUUGGGCUUAAUCUUCUGCAAGGUCAGUGGUAUAUUAGUAUGAAUAGCAAGAAGUAGAGAAUAACUUUUUUUUUCUUUAAAUUCAUUUCAAACAUUUUAGCAUCCUUUAGAAUAGUUUUCCCAUCAGAAAUUUCCCAAUAAUUAUUGAGGAAAACUUUGAGAUCUGGGAAGCAGUUGCAAUAAAUUAAUUCUUUCUACUGUUUAAUAUGCAGUGAUACUUUUUUAAUAGCGUAACAGGCAUUUUGUCUCCAUCUGAAAAAAAAAUGCUGUAAUCUUCAAUAUAAAAAAUAUCAUUGACACUGGUCAGACACAAUUAGAAACCUCAUUAAAUUCGAUGUGGCAGUGUAAGCAAAUGUAUGAUAGAUUAUAUUAUAGAUAACCUGGUAAUUUUCUUUAUUUACUACUGAUAUGCAGGAAAUGAGUAUAUCUAUAAAGACCAAGUAACACCUGUGUGUUAAUUGUGUUGUGAAUAUGUCUUGUAAGUACAGAAUGUGUAUAUGAACUCACUAACUUCAGAUCCUCACAUCUGUGGCAUUCAAACAGGAAACAGAGUUAUUUCAUGUUAAUCUGUAAAGAGAGAAUAGCUGUCUUGUUUAAAGAAGAAAGAAUUUAGUGAAACUUUAUAUAUUUAUGAAAGGGUUGAAAAGGGAUUUUAAGUUUUUAAAUUUCUUGUCAAUGUGAUCAUUUAUUAAACGGAUUAGUAUGUCCCUGUAAUUUGAAACGCCGUCUCUGUAAAUUGAGCUCAACAUUCCAUGUAAAUACUCUAUUUCAUUUUAUAUGCUGAUAAAGCCAUCAGAUUUUUCAGUUUUAUUCGAAAUGCAUAUUUAGGCAUAUUUAAUAUGUGGGUCAUUGCAUUUGGCUUAAAGUUGUAUAAAACUAAUGAAAUGCAAGCAACAACAGCAAAAUCCCUAGGAGUCUGGAAAUGUUUAUGCAAGAGUUACAGACGUACUGAAUCUCAGUGCGGAUACAUGCUCCGUUUGAACAGCUAUAAUGUACCUUUUGUCAAAUUUCACCAUUUUUCUGGUGGACUUAAACUUUUUUGUAACUUAAAUAGAAAUUUGUCGAUUAAAUUAAUUGCAUGCAGAUUGCAAUGCGGGUUGAAAAAAAUGUUUUCUAUUUUUUUUUAUUGCUGAAAAUCAAACUAUUUUUCAGGGGAUCUGGUAUUCAGCAUGUCUGUUUGCCUUUGCCCUCAAGGUGCUGAGUGUACUCACCAUCUCUUGCAGCUAGCAAGGACUGUGAGGGCACUGCGCAUCUCUCAGGAUCUGGCCAUUUUUGACAAGAAGAGCUUUAGUUUUUAAUGAAACACUCUGUUAGCACUGCUUCUAACCUGGGGUGUCUCAGAGCAUUAGUGUAGAAUAACUUUCGCGUAAGGGACCUGCUUUUCUCUUUAAGAAAUAGACGCUAGAAUAUUCUGAAAACUCCCUGUUAGGAGCGGUUCUGGCUGUCCUGCAGGCUUUUUUUCUUGUCCUUUUGAAAUGGUUUUAAAUCCCAUUCCUGGGUCGGUGCGUUCUUGGAGGACUUUCUGCAGCAGGUUUGCUGUGUCGGGCGGCCGCGAGCUGCACAGUGCUUUGUUCCUUCAACAGAGACACCGACAAUCUGAUCCCCAGUGCAGCCCUGGCAAUAAUUUCCUAGACAGAUGGCUGCCCGCCCCUGUCUCCAAGCCAGAAGUUAAUUCCUGGCUUGUAACACCUGCAAAAGAAAGGGAACCCCUCCCCCCCCCAAAUAAAUGCAUCAAGCAAACAGAGUAAAAUGUGCAUGGAGUCUUUAAGGAGUGAGAAAUAAUUUUAAUGUAACUACUAGGUUGCUCUUCAAAACCAAAAUUGCUGCAGUGUUUGCUUACAGACAAAAACAGAAGCCACUGGCCUUUGGAAGGCAGGUGUAGGUGAAUACCAGGUCAAGGCACAACAUGUCUUAGCCCAACAGGUCUGACAGGACAGGAACCUGCACAGUGCAGUGAGCUCUGGACCCACUUACUCGCUUCUUCUGAGAUACCGAUGAGGUGGUGUUUGUUCCUUUUGACUUCUACAAACUUGUGAAUGAAGAUGACUAAGUAUGUUUCUAAUACUACGCAUAUUCAAGUUGUGCUGUGUGGUUUUUUAGAGAAUUGUAUGUUUUGACAGUCAAGUCCAGAUAUUUUAUUGUGUUUUAGCUGUUUGCCAUAGUCAAGCAAAUGUUUGUUUUUGUUUUUUUUUAAUGUUGUACCAAGCUCUAUACUUGAAGUUGCCAUCAGGUCACUGGUUGAUAUCUUACCUGAAAUCUGAUCUUACCUUAUUAUGCAAAACAAUAAAUUAUUGGUAAAUCACUAAA
Dromaius novaehollandiae (emu) is the source of this 5201-nucleotide messenger RNA. RefSeq names its product MAGUK p55 scaffold protein 7 (gene MPP7). Bases 374 to 2143 code for a protein of 589 amino acids. Gene Ontology annotation, cellular component: cell-cell junction; plasma membrane. Gene Ontology annotation, biological process: protein localization to adherens junction. Gene Ontology annotation, molecular function: protein binding. The transcript is spliced from 19 exons. Lineage: Eukaryota; Metazoa; Chordata; Aves; Casuariiformes; Dromaiidae. The record is from RefSeq and is a predicted model, not a curated record.